This is a messenger RNA of Mycosarcoma maydis (corn smut), 3231 nucleotides long. RefSeq lists its product as uncharacterized. Gene Ontology annotation, cellular component: spindle pole body; cell cortex; mating projection tip. Gene Ontology annotation, biological process: mitotic spindle orientation checkpoint signaling; establishment of spindle localization; nuclear migration along microtubule. NCBI's taxonomy places the organism in Eukaryota, Fungi, Basidiomycota, Ustilaginomycetes, Ustilaginales. The transcript is spliced from 2 exons. Gene Ontology annotation, molecular function: microtubule binding. Bases 1 to 3231 code for a protein of 1076 amino acids. The record is from RefSeq and is a predicted model, not a curated record.
AUGGCUUCAGGCGAAGCGUUGGCCCUUCUCAAGAGUAUAGACUCGCCUGUGUCUAUGCGUGCAACACCGAGUUCACCUCCGGCUAGACGUGCCGGUCACGUUCGCUCUUCCUCUAUUCUCAGCUCCAGCAGCAGUGUCUCUAUUCCUUCACGCUCAUCUUCCGUCAUGAUGAGUCCAGCAGCAGUACCAGUGCGCAGAUCAUCUAUCCUACACUCCACGAGCAAGAGCAGAAUCCAGGACGUCUCUCAUCCAAGCUUGCCCCCAUCUGCCUCUGAUCUCGCAGACAACAUUGCAUCCUUGACACUUGCCGACGACCUAGAAUCAGCUCCGUCAAAGACUCUUGGAGUAACAGGUGUCGGCCUCGAAGCGGUCUCCGACUUGAGCUGUGACGACAUGCAUGCACGAACGCCGCAACCAAGAUCUGGAGCCUUUCCGUCUUUUGUUCUUUCACCCACUGCGCAAAGUCGGCCGGCAACCACAAGCACUGCCCUUUCGUCCGAGCUGAGCUUUGGUCAGACGGAUCUCUUUGAAAUCGACGAAGAGAUCGGUGAUGCGCAUGAUGCCAUUCAGAUCAUUCAAGGUCACAUCUUUUCGAUCCAAGAACAACGCCAUGGUGCCAAGGUCGAUCCGGAUCUGAAACAAGCAGCUCAUGCAGCUACACACGUUCAGUCGGCGCUCGAAAGCUCGCCCUCUGGAUCCUCCUUGAGUGGCAUCGACAUAUCCCUCAUGCAGCUCGAUGAAAAGCUCGAGGCUCUCUCACGCAUCAUGCAACAGUUAGACGUCCGCAUCGCCGAGCUGCGACAAAGCGGCACUGAGGAAAACCAAGGCGAGGCAGCGGAUACUUCCAUCAUCGACAAAGAACUGAGCCUUUGGCAAGCACACGCCCGAAGAAGCAGCAUCAGCAGCAUCGACAGUUUGGGCAGCUUCGAUGACCAGGCGCUUCCUGGAUUUGCGCCAGCCCUGACGCCACGCGCGUUACGCACAAAACACGACGACCUCUGCUCUGAAUGGACGGCGGUGCAAGACGAAGUCGACGCUCUGCGAAAGGAGCUCGCUGAUGACAAGUACCUCGACGUUUUCCGAUCGAUCAGUACCCAAGCGGAAGGCAUGAUGGACAGCUUGGACAAGGCCGUGCUGUUGUGCAAUGCAUUCGUCCUCCAGGUGCAGCACGAUCAUUUGGCUGGAAAGCUUCACCGAGCAGCUGCGAUCGAAAACGAGCUCGAAGCAGAAUACGACAUUCAAGCCAAGCAUGACGAGCUCGUCUCCCUGUCAAAGACUUUUGACGUGAAAAAGUCGUACUACUUGCCGGCCUGUCAGCAGGUCCUUUUCAGUCUCGACAAAGGAUGCAAGGAGCGGCAGACCUCGAAUGGUACCAUCCUCCGUCGCCUCUCGGACCUACGCUCCCGCUGGCGCAAUUUACGCGACGAGUUAACCAAAACUGAAAGAGAUCUCAAGCGCAUGGAGGCGCUUUUUCGACGCGUGCGCUCUGAUAGCAGCGGUUCAUCCAUCAUUAACGACGCAGCAAGUCCGGCAACCUCGGUAGCAAGCCUUCCAUCGCUUCCUUCCAAGUUGCGGGCGAGUACGUCGGUGCAAUCAGGGCUGGGUAAGGGCACGCCGACUCGUGCUUCGGCACUAUCCUAUGGCACGCCACCCUCGUCAUCAUCGGCAUCGUCCCGCAUUGUGAGUGGGCCCGGCCGUCUACCAAGCAGCUCUUCGCUGGGUUCCAACCUCUCCAACACACCGACCACAGUUGAGACUCCACUGCGUUUGAGGCGCAUCUCUGCCACUGCAGACUCACUCGGACUGCAUGCCAAGCCCGUUUCAGCAUCGCCUCGAGCUGGUCCUGCAGGGCAGCUCGAAGUACCGAGACUAGCGCAGCGCGCCAGUAGCAGACCUCUGAGCUUCUCGGUGUCGCCAUUAGCUAUAGAUAGUCCAAUCCGUAACCGGGCCACUUCGAUGGCCAAUGCAGCUACCGGCGCGGUGGAAAAAGGAAUCCUAGGAAGGUCUCCAGGCGCAAGACCGGUGUCCGUCGUUAGCAGCCGCAAAGGCGUGGGCCAAGAUGUGCCAGGCACGCCCAGUCGUCCUCCUCCGUCGAGCUUCAAGUCGUCAUGGCACGAUCUUGAAACUGCUGGUGGCAGUCGAACCGCGGGUACACAGCCUCAGUCGAUACCACGCUCCGAGUCGCAGGUCAUGUGGCCAUCCCACUCACAGUCUUGCGAGCCUGAAACAGACCAGCAAGACUCGAUCGAGUAUCUCAAGUUUGGACAAGGCUCAUCUACGUCCCGCCCGACUUCAUCUGCUGGUCAAUACUAUCGACCACCGUCAGCGCAGGGCAAUGUUGGUGAUGCGCGUUCCAGGAAGCGAGAGUCAAUGAUUCCUCGUCUCGCAGUCCGAAGUCCAGAUGCAAGCAUCCCACUGAGCCGACCGGGAUCGGCAAUGUCGCAGGCAUCGUCAUCGACGCCGAUGCGAUACACGGGUGCCUCGAGGCUCAGCAUGCAAACACCCGAACCAGCCAUUGUAGCCAGAGCACAGAGACUCAACAUGUAUGCGCGUGCACCUUCGACCGGAAUGGCAGGUACGCCGACGUCGAGCAAGCGAGCCAGCAAACCACCACCCACGCGACGAAAUGCAGCGUCGUCGUCGGGCCGUGCGACGCCACUCUCAGCAGCGGCGCUGGCUUCGUUACCAACCGCAGAGCCGAACUCGUCUCUCAAGAGAUCGAGCAUCUCAAAUCUAAGAUCGCUCAACAACGGUCGCACAACGCCGACAUUUAGCGACCAUGGAUCUGUGGGAGGCAUGUCUACGGGAACCUGGUACGCGCCCGCUCGAGGCGCAAGGGGAGUCUCUGGUGCAGGGUCGAGGAUCGGAUCAGGAUCGGUGGCCGGAAGCAGCUACGGUAUGACGGGCGCAAUUGAACAGUACCGACCCAAUCCGAAUGACGCGCUGGAUGUCGAGGUGGCUGCCAUCUGCAACGGUUUGGGAGUAGCUUUGGAACGUAUUGACCCGCCGCUUCCUCGAGGCGUGAGGCUGGAGGAAGGACCAGGCAAGGACAACCGCACGCAGUACGAGAUUGGAGGACGAAAGACGAUGUGUCGACUGCUCGAGCUGCACCGUCCCGCUGGAAGCGCUGGAGCAAGGGCGGGAACCAAGGCGAAGAAAAUCUUGGUGCGCGUGGGAGGAGGCUGGCAGGACCUGGAGCAGUGGCUACUGGCGCGGCUCAGCGCAAGCUAG